Molecule: messenger RNA, 2064 nt
Organism: Cheilinus undulatus (humphead wrasse)
Lineage: Eukaryota; Metazoa; Chordata; Actinopteri; Labriformes; Labridae
Product: thyroid peroxidase-like
Exons: 11
Coding region: 1-2064 (687 amino acids)
Biological process (GO): response to oxidative stress
Molecular function (GO): peroxidase activity; heme binding
Source: RefSeq, a predicted model, not a curated record
AUGACGCGUUCAGACACCACUGCUGGAGAGCUACUUUUCUCUUCAUACCAAGAAAGCCUUCAAAUUGUUGAUGCAGCCUUGGCCCCUUCUGGACUACGACAAAGCCCUCCCACAUCUUCAGAAAAUGAGUUUAGAACCCUCCGGAAAACUGAUGCUGAGACUCUGGAAUUUUCUCGAUCUGCAGAGAUUUUUCAAACCACUCUUCAAGUCCUAAAGGACAAAGCACGAAAAAGACAUAAAAGGGAUGUCAUGGCUCAAGCAUUGCUCUCGUGGGAUGACCUGGAGCUGAUUGCAGAGCUGUCGAAAUGUCCACCUGCAACACAUCCAACCAUCUGUCAGCACAGUCAUCUCAACAAAUACCGCUCCAUAACUGGCCUCUGCAACAACAGGCAAAAUCCUCUGUGGGGAGCAGCCAACAUUCCUUUGGUUAGAUGGCUUCCUGCUCAAUAUGAGGAUGGAGAGAGAGAACCCAAGGGGUGGAAUAGGGAACGACUUCAUAAUGGAUUCCAACUUCCCACGACAGCUGUGCCUGGUAAACAGGGCUGCAUGCCUUUCAUUCGCUCGGUUCCUGCCUGCUUUGUCAAUUAUGGGACUGACAUCAGACAAGCUCUGCAACGACAACAGAUGAAUGCAAUCACAUCAUUCAUAGAUGCUUCAGUUGUGUAUGGUCACUCUCCAAAAUUGGCGAGCUAUCUCCGGGAUCUCUCAGGAUUUAAUGGAAAACUUGCUGUCAGCAAACAAUUCAUGGAUUCACACGGACGACCUUACCUUCCACAUGUAUCUACUCUGCCGUCGGCCUGCCGCCAGGGUCCGGAUGGAGAGAGAGUGGAGUGUUUCAGUGCUGGAGACAGCCGGGUCAACGAGGGUCUGCCCCUGACCACUUUACAUACUCUCUGGCUAAGAGAACACAAUCGAAUUGCAGAGGUGUUGAAACACAUCAACGAUCAUUGGAGCCCAGAGACUAUAUACCAAGAAACCCGUAAGAUAAUUGGAGCUCUGCACCAGAUCAUAACCAUGAGAGAUUAUAUCCCAAAAAUUAUCGGCUUGUGGUCUUAUGAACACUACAUUGGACCCUAUGGGGGAUAUGAUCCAAACACUGACCCGUCAGCCUCCAAUGUGUUUGGCACAGCUGCAUUCAGGUUUGGCCAUGCUACCGUCCCUCCAGUCAUCAGGAGACUUAACAAGAACUUCCAGGAACAUGAGCACUUCUCCAGCUUGCAACUGCACAACACUUUCUUCAGUCCAUGGAGAAUAAUCAAAGAAGGUGGAAUUGAUCUGAUCCUGAGGGGUACUAUUGGAACUGCAGCACGAGCUGCAAAUGCAGACAUGCUGCUGACAGAAGAGCUAACAGAGCGGCUGGUAGUCCUAAACAUUUCACAACAUAUGGACCUUGCAGCAUUAAACCUGCAAAGAGGACGAGAUCAUGCUCUUCCAGGAUACAAUGAUUGGCGAGCUUUCUGUGGUCUCACAUCCAUACACACACUUGAUGAUUUCAAGGAAGUUGUGAGAGAUUUCAAAAUGGCUGAGAAGAUAUGGAAAAUAUACAAACAUCCUGAUAAUAUUGAUGUGUGGCUUGGAGGACUGGUGGAAAGUGUUUUGCCAGGGUCAAGAACUGGUCCCCUCUUUGCCUGCCUGAUUGGGAAGCAGAUGAGAGCACUACGUGAUGGUGAUAGGUUUUGGUGGGAGGCUGAAGGAAUAUUCAGCCAACAACAGAAGGCGGAGCUUUUGAAAGGCUCGCUGUCUCGGAUCAUUUGUGACAAUAGCAACAUAAAGGAAGUCCUUGCUGAUUCUUUCAUGUUCAGGAAAUACCCUUCUGAUUACAUUUCUUGUGAGCGUAUACCAUCAAUGAACCUUGAAGCUUGGAGGGAAGAGAAGAGCCAAGAAUUAAGACAGUGUGGCACACCAUGGAAAAUAAAGAAUGGGGAUUUUAUUUUAUCCUCUAUGACGGGCAAACUGGUUGCUCUCUACUCCUGCUACCAUGGUUUUAAGUUAAAAGGAGCCGCUGCUAUUGUUUGUGAAGGAAAUCGCUGGAGCGGUCAUCCCCCGAAAUGUACAGGUAUAUGA